AUGGCAUUGUACGAUGAUGAUGAUGAGGAACCGCCAAAGAGAGAGGAGCCUGUUCCGCAAACUCCACCAAAUAAGGGCGCUGCAAAUAUCACCAUGAAAUUUUUACAGCAGCAACUUGCCCAAAAGAAAACGAAUAUCAGCCAACCGCCGCCGCCACGUGGAACGCCAGUUGUUCCCGGCGUUUUCAAUUUGUCCGGACAGGGAGGAGCAAAAACUCAACUUAACAUCAAAGCCGCACCAAGGCCAGCUUUUAAUCCCGUCAGAGCUUCACCAAUUAAUGACGGAGUUCCUCUCAAGUUUCUUCCGAAUGCGGCCAUUGAAGACAAAAUCUUGCUUUUUAAUGAAGUUGUUAUUGAAAACGAGUAUCAACCUGCUGUACCAAAUGAUUACUACGAGGAGCGAAAGAAAUUGGAUGUAAUAGAAGCAAGAGAAAAGGCAGCUCGCGAUGUGGCAGAUCGAAUUGCACGUGAAUACAAAGAGGAGGAAAAGAAGCGAGGAAAGGGGGCUGCGAUUGCACCACCGACGAUGUUACAAGAAGAAAGCAAGCCUGAAGUGCCAGCGACCACUUCAUCGACUACUGUUUUCAAAGCACCGGCAUUUACUCCGUCAUUUGGAGGAAAAAGCAAGGGUCUCGGAGUCGCUGCAAACAUUAUGAGCAAGAUGGGCUACAAAGAAGGUAGUGGGCUAGGAAAAUCGGAGCAAGGGAUGAGUACUGCACUGACAGUGAAGCGAGUAGGCAUGCGGAGUGGGCAAAUCAUGAGUGAAACUAUUGAUGGAAAACAAAUGGCUCCCCAAGGAGUUGGAACGACAAAUAUGUCUGAUGCCAUGAAAAACCCGAGUCGUGUCGUCUUAUUGAGAAAUAUGGUCGGGCGGUCGGAAGUCGAUGACGAUUUGGACAGUGAAAUUCAAGAAGAAAUGGCAAAAUACGGAGCCGUUUCGAGUGUUGCUGUACACGUGAUGCCAGAAGGAACACCAGAAGAGGAAGAGGUUCGAAUAUUUGUGGAAUUUGGAAAUAUUUCUCAAGCGAUAAAGGCAUUCAUCGUUCUCAGUGGGAGGACGAUUAUCGAGAAAAAUACUUUAUCAGGCCUGUAUGAGGAA
Molecule: messenger RNA, 1098 nt
Organism: Mesorhabditis belari
Lineage: Eukaryota; Metazoa; Nematoda; Chromadorea; Rhabditida; Rhabditidae
Source: the annotation of a GenBank genome assembly